Exophiala dermatitidis NIH/UT8656 is the source of this 1599-nucleotide messenger RNA. RefSeq lists its product as uncharacterized. NCBI's taxonomy places the organism in Eukaryota, Fungi, Ascomycota, Eurotiomycetes, Chaetothyriales, Herpotrichiellaceae. The coding region runs from base 1 to 1599 and encodes 532 amino acids. The record is from RefSeq and is a predicted model, not a curated record. The transcript has a single exon.
AUGCACCGCCCAUCAUAUCCAAGACACACAAUCACCAUCAUGCCGCAAACCCCAGCACAUGUCAGGCAUGUGUAUGGACGAGACGCGCGGAUCUCAUCCUACAAGAAUCAGCUCGUCGAAAUACAGAACCUGUACCGCGACCGUCGAUACAAACAAUGCAUUGCGCUGUGCGAGGAAUUGCAAACACCGGAAGUAUGGCCGUUCCGGAGUCACACUGGAGUUGUAUAUCCUUGGAAGUUUCUAGCUCUAACAACGCGGCAGAUCCAUCCAGUCCUCAAAGUGUACCUCUGGUUCUACAAUGCGAUAUCUCAUGAGUCUAUCGGAUUGAUUGCUCACGACUAUUCGAACAACAAACAACGAUUCCUCGAGCUUGCCAGACAAAAUUUCAAACUGGCUUUGAGCGGCCUGCCUCUCCCUUAUGUGUCUACCGAGACAGGCGGGUACGAUCAACCUGAAUAUUCACCCCUGGCUUCAGUGUUUGCGACGCCAUCGAUCCAACGUGGUUGUCACACGAGCCAUAGCGCCUCACCGUCGAAGAGUGUCACAGUCAUAAUGGUGCCGUCCGCUUCGACUUACAGUGUCUACUCGCCCGAGAGCAUUAUUACUAGCCCACACACCGGGGACAGUGUUGAGCAUUCUCCCGCCCAAGAAGCGGAAUAUCUGACUACACCUUUGACGAAGAAGGGAGAAUUGCAUGCUACUCCAGAGACCAACAGACCUUUACCAUCUUUAAGUCCCGGCACGCACACAUCUCGAUUGAGUCAGAGCCUCAGUCUAGAGCACGAACUGGCCAAAGAGCUCGUUCCAUCGCCUUUGUUCAGCCGUACGCCCAAGCAAGCCCGCCUGACCGAACCAAAUGGCCGGCCACUGCCUCCUCUGCCGUUCAACCACAAGUCCGACUUCGAAGUUCAGGGGUCACGAAUUGUACAAGUCACCGCUGGAAUGAGGAAGACGGCAGUCCAGACUCUUAUUGCGCGGUACGAAGGCGGUUUGCCUCUGACCUCGAGUCCUGGGACGGAGUCAUCACUUGCGUCCCUUCCGAGUUUUCAAACUUCGGCGGACGUCGAUUCUCCCGUGACGCCGCGGUUUAAAGCAAUUGGCGAUGCAUUCACUCCAAACCCAGUCAACGCCCAUCUCGAAGCUUAUCUCUCCUCGCCUGACUUGACACGCUACAACGCCUGCCUGGCAGAUUUUCGGAUGCAGCUGCGCAACCUCAUUUCCUUCCUCGACAGUGAGAUUGCCCGCGUCAACCAGGUGCAGACCGAGCGCGCUGCCACCAAGGCGCUGUCCAAGACCCGGUUUGCCAGUUUCUGGUCUUUUCCAGAUCCUGCUGUUUCUACUUCUGCAGGCAGUAGAUCGAACCGUAGUGGUCGUGGCCGCCGGGGGACUGAUGAAGGAAGAAUAUCCAGUAUAUUUGAUAAACAGACGACCAUUGGCCCCGGGACCAGGAUGCAAGAGAGGAUCGAAAAGCUGCGGAGUGAAGGCUGGCAUGUGCGGAAAGAGAAACACGGUUUCAAAGGGUCACAGUGGUACCAGGAUCUCAGCAUGCGCGUCGAGAGCGAACUUGCUGCUGCGGCGAGGUUGGCGUCUAAAUACUAG